UCUCCGGCUCUAGGUCCUGCUUGGCCGUGCGUGCCCCAAGCGGCGUCGUGUGCUCCGCUAUCCUGUCGCGGCGUGCUGUGCUUAUCUUGUCCGCCCGCAGUCAUGCCUAUGAAAGGCCGGUUCCCCAUCCGGAGGACGCUGCAGUACCUGAACCAGGGGGACAUCGUCUUCAAGAACAAUGUGAAGGUGAUGACGGUCAACUACAACACGGGCGGGCCGCUCAGCGAGGGCGCCAGAAAAUUUGUGUUUUUCAACAUACCUCAGAUCCAGUACAAAAACCCCUGGGUGCAGAUUGUGAUGUUUAAGAACAUGACACCAUCACCCUUCUUAAGAUUCUAUUUAGAUAAUGGAGAGCAAAUUCUAGUUGAUGUGGAAUCGAAGACUAACAAAGAGAUAGCACAACAUGUUAAGACAAUUCUUGGUAAAAGCGAGGAAACGCUCCAGAUGGAAGCGCGAGCGCGGGAAACACUAAAGCAUCCUGCAACGUUUGGCCCCAAAAAGUACCACAUGCGGGAAUGUAUGUGUGAAAUCGAAGGCCAAAUUCCCUGCCCUGCCAAAGUGCCGUUGCCAAAGGAGAUGACCGGCAAGUAUAAAGCUGCCAUGAAAAACAGUACCACUUCUGAGUCCGCUCUCUAAAGAAACUGAUCAGCAAGAAUUAGAAGUGGGCCACCUGAUGGGAGACCAUUUCAGUGGCAACAGAAUACUUGAACUGCGUUCAACAAGGGAAAUCUUUUCACUCAAUUGACAGGCUUGUUCUUCUGGACUAUCAUAGGCUGUUUUGUAAAUAGUUUGUAUAUGCCAUUUGCUUUUAAAUAGAUUGAGAACAAAGCUUGGUUAAUCUCUGUUUAAUGAAUGAGGUUCUUCUUGUAAAACACAAACCUGCCCAGAUAGAAAAUCCUACCUGCACAGGGUGCACAUUGUCUUAAAAGCAUGAGCUCCCCUUUCGCUUAACCUCUUCUUGUGUGAAGGAAAUUCCAGUAGCUUAAGCCAAGAAUUUUUGAAUGUGCAGGCUGCAAAUUUGCAAGAACAGAGAGAGUUUGCACAGGGUGUUGAUGCAUUUUCACAAAGAUCAUUAUGCUUGAACAGCUAACAUUUAAAAGGAAACACAUUUUUGGUCCAUAGGACUUCAGAGAUGCUUGAAAGAUUAUGGCUAAUGUAAAAAUUCCAGAAAUAUCGAAACAGUCUCCAGUAAUUCAGCUUUCUACCUAUGUUGUUGCCCUUUUCCAUCAUCCAAACCAGCCUCAUAUGUCCAUGUGGCAAAACUCCAUUUUUCAUGGUGCAGAACUUGAAUGUGGAUUUCCGAGACUGGAAUACACAUAGUGCCAAACUAGUCUAAAAAUCUUGUAUUGAUGACAGUAGAUUGAACAACUUAUGAAGCAGUGAAGGAUGAUGGUCAAAGUCAUACGUUUCUGUUUGAAACAAUAGAGCCUUUUGGUAACUCAAA
Varanus komodoensis (Komodo dragon) is the source of this 1444-nucleotide messenger RNA. RefSeq names its product mitochondrial ribosomal protein S25 (gene MRPS25). Lineage: Eukaryota; Metazoa; Chordata; Lepidosauria; Squamata; Varanidae. The record is from RefSeq and is a predicted model, not a curated record. Bases 103 to 636 code for a protein of 177 amino acids. Gene Ontology annotation, molecular function: structural constituent of ribosome. The transcript is spliced from 4 exons. Gene Ontology annotation, cellular component: mitochondrion.